UUUCCGAGCAGUUGAAUGCGCAUUGUAAACUCUCUGUCAGUCCCGCGACGCGGCGUUGCCAGUUCUACUCGAGGUCCAGCGAAAUCUUGCAAGAACAAAAAAUAUAAACGAUGGCAGCGAACGGUAUCGAACCAACGAAGCAAGGGGAAAUGAACCUUGUUAUUUGAGAUAAAAAGACCAUUCCCAACGGCACGGCGGAGCAGGAAGCCAUGCUGAAGGAGCGCGACAGUUCGGAGGACUCCCCCGCGGCACCCGACGAGUGCGCGGGCUGCGGAGGGAGGAUACAGGACAGGUACUAUCUCCUGGCCGUGGACCGACAGUGGCACGGCUCUUGUCUCCGUUGUUGCGAGUGCCGGCUCACCUUGGACACUGAGCUCACCUGCUUCUCACGCGACGGCAACAUCUACUGCAAAGAUGACUAUUACAGGCUCUUCUGCGUGAAACGCUGCGCGAGAUGUGGUAACGGCAUCACCGCCAACGAGCUGGUGAUGAGGGCCCGGGACCUGGUCUACCACCUCACCUGCUUCACCUGCGUUGCCUGUGGGACUCAGCUCUCGAAGGGAGACGUGUUCGGAAUGAGGGACAGCCUGGUGUACUGCCGUCCGCAUUAUGACAGCGUCUGCCUUGAUGACUACUGCGAAGAUGAUAUGACCAAUGUUUAUAGGUGCCAAGACAUCCAAAGUGAGGGAGACUCUCCUUCGCAAUUCUACGCGAGUAGUUCCAGCCAGAAAGGCCGACCGAGAAAGAGGAAACUGGCUCAGGGGUCACCUGAGGACAUUCAAGCCCAAACCAUGAGGAUGGCCAGCACUGCUUUAGAAAUCAUACAUCGUGGCGACCUAUCCUCUUCCAUGGAGUCCUUGGCAUACGACUCCUCCGUGGCGUCCCCUGGUAGUGUCACCGGUCAUACACAACGUACGAAGCGCAUGCGCACCAGCUUCAAGCAUCAUCAGCUGAGGACCAUGAAGUCUUACUUCGCCAUCAACCAGAACCCGGAUGCUAAAGACUUGAAACAGCUGGCACAGAAGACUGGACUUUCUAAGAGAGUGCUGCAGGUAUGGUUCCAAAACGCGCGCGCAAAAUGGCGCAGGAAUAUAAUGAGGCAAGAAACCAACGGAACUCCAGGCCACUCCGCGUCCCUAGUAGCUGGGGGGAUCCCGCCCCCGUCAGUGGGCCCCAGCAUGCUCAUGUCCGACUCGCUACAGCCGAUUGACGAUCUUCGUGUCCACACUCCGCAUCACCCCAUGGCGUUUAAUGAGCUCUACUGAUGGACUCACGGUCUUUAUGAUGGUUUAAAUAAGAAUGUAAUAGGGACGAAUUUAGUAUUUUAAAUGGGUGACAUAUCCCUGCAGUCUUUAUUAUAGGUUGAGACCACAAAAGAUACAUUAUAUUAAUAGGCUUGUGGAAAAAGUUUUGUUAAUAUAUUUUGUUUUUAAAGGCAAUAGGGAAAUGUAUGUAAAAUGUCUUGAUCUAUUUUAUUAACAGGUUUAAAACUUUCACAUUAAAUACAAUUGUUCUAAUACAAUUACUAGAAAAUAUGUCGUUCACGAAUGACAUUUAUAUUAUUAUGUGAAGUAUUUAUUUUAACCCCAUAUCGCCUACGUCAUGAAAAACAAAUACUUCUCUGGCACCUGAAGUAUUUAAUCGAUAAAUCUUGAACAUACGUAUGUAAUGCAUUCUAAGAAUUAUUCAAAGUAACUCGAUUAGUUCUUAAACGUAUAUUAUACUGAUUGUAAGCAUUAGCAGUGUUAGACACUAUUUACGAUUUAUUUUGCAUCGUUCCUAUUAUUUAAUUUCUUUGUAAAAAGAAUAUUUAGUGGUGCCCGUCUUGCACUGAUUUAUUAUUGCAUAAUCAACACAGUGCGAUCCUAUUUGGAAGUAUGGAAAAAAAAAUUAACCAAGUGCUAACUAAAUCUAUUUUUAC
Messenger RNA from Manduca sexta (tobacco hornworm), 1921 nucleotides. RefSeq names its product LIM/homeobox protein Lhx2 (gene ap). Gene Ontology annotation, cellular component: nucleus. Gene Ontology annotation, molecular function: DNA-binding transcription factor activity, RNA polymerase II-specific; RNA polymerase II transcription regulatory region sequence-specific DNA binding. The transcript has 7 exons. The record is from RefSeq and is a predicted model, not a curated record. NCBI's taxonomy places the organism in Eukaryota, Metazoa, Arthropoda, Insecta, Lepidoptera, Sphingidae. Gene Ontology annotation, biological process: regulation of transcription by RNA polymerase II; neuron differentiation. The coding region runs from base 210 to 1265 and encodes 351 amino acids.